Protobothrops mucrosquamatus (brown spotted pit viper) is the source of this 824-nucleotide messenger RNA. It is a transcript of the gene RAB11A, whose product is annotated as RAB11A, member RAS oncogene family. The record is from RefSeq and is a predicted model, not a curated record. Gene Ontology annotation, biological process: neurotransmitter receptor transport, endosome to postsynaptic membrane; exocytosis; melanosome transport. The coding region runs from base 88 to 741 and encodes 217 amino acids. The transcript is spliced from 5 exons. Gene Ontology annotation, cellular component: axon; transport vesicle; postsynaptic recycling endosome. Gene Ontology annotation, molecular function: GTP binding; GTPase activity. Lineage: Eukaryota; Metazoa; Chordata; Lepidosauria; Squamata; Viperidae.
AGGCGGAGGGAGCGGCCGCUGCAGGGAGGGAGCGGCCCUUGGCUCUGCCUGCGCUUCCUUCUUCUCUCAGAGGCCGCCAUUGCCGCCAUGGGGGGCUCCCGCGACGACGAGUACGACUAUCUCUUCAAAGUGGUUCUGAUUGGCGACUCCGGAGUUGGGAAGAGCAACCUCCUCUCUCGCUUCACGCGCAAUGAAUUCAACCUGGAGAGCAAAAGCACCAUCGGGGUAGAGUUUGCCACACGGAGCAUUCAAGUCGACGGCAAGACCAUCAAAGCUCAGAUCUGGGACACGGCUGGGCAGGAGCGAUAUCGGGCCAUCACCUCUGCCUAUUACCGUGGUGCUGUGGGGGCCCUACUGGUGUAUGACAUUGCCAAGCAUCUCACCUACGAAAACGUGGAACGGUGGCUGAAGGAGCUGAGGGACCAUGCGGACAGCAAUAUUGUUAUUAUGUUGGUGGGCAAUAAAAGUGACCUGCGCCAUCUGCGAGCGGUUCCAACAGACGAGGCCCGGGCCUUUGCAGAAAAGAACGGCCUGUCGUUUAUCGAGACCUCUGCUUUGGACUCGACCAACGUGGAAGCUGCUUUCCAGACCAUUCUGACUGAGAUUUAUCGCAUCGUGUCCCAGAAACAGAUGUCAGACAGACGCGAGAACGACAUGUCUCCAAGCAACAACGUGGUCCCGAUCCACGUUCCUCCCACCACGGAAAACAAACCAAAGAUGCAGUGCUGUCAAAAUAUAUAACAAAAGUUCAACUCCUGGAAAGCUGUGUAUAUUUCCCCAGAUCUGAAUGGAAGCGGAGCUCGAGCUGACAUUACUUUUCUCUC